Elaeis guineensis (African oil palm) is the source of this 1787-nucleotide messenger RNA. RefSeq names its product cytochrome P450 81Q32. Gene Ontology annotation, molecular function: heme binding; oxidoreductase activity, acting on paired donors, with incorporation or reduction of molecular oxygen; monooxygenase activity. NCBI's taxonomy places the organism in Eukaryota, Viridiplantae, Streptophyta, Magnoliopsida, Arecales, Arecaceae. The record is from RefSeq and is a predicted model, not a curated record.
AGGACUAAUGGGGACGAUAAAAUAUCCGUCAGUAGCUUCAACAGCUCUUCCUCACCCCCGCUAUUACCAUCUCCACCAUGGGAACCAUCUCCUGCAUCUCCCUAUUCCUAGCUCUCCUCCUCUUCGUCAAAUUCGUCUUCUCCUCCAAGAACACGAAGAACCUCCCACCAAGCCCUCCCUCCAUCCCCUUCAUUGGUCACCUCCAUCUACUUAAGAAGCCCCUCCCCCAAACCCUCGCCCGCCUCUCCGACCGCUACGGUCCCGUCCUCCUCCUCCGCUUCGGCUCCCGCCCUGUCCUCCUCGUCUCCUCCCCUUCUGCCACUGAAGAGUGCCUCUCGAAGCACGACGUCACCUUCGCCAACCGUCCCCACCUUCCCUCCGUGAAACACCUGAGCUACAACUACAUCUCCCUUGCUGUAGCCAACUAUGGACCCCUCUGGCGCAACCUCCGCCGCAUCGCCACCGUCGAGGUACUCUCCACACAUCGCCUCCACUCCUCGUCCGGGAUUCGCACCGGAGAGGUCCAGGCCAUGGUUCGCCAACUCGUUCGGGACUGGCAAGCAACCAAAGCGAUGGAUGGGUUCGCGAGAGCGGAGGUGAAGUCGAGGUUGAUCGUACUAUCUUUGCACGUGAUCAUGAGGAUGAUCGCGGGGAAGAGGUUCUACGGCCAGGAGGAGGAGAAGUCGGGGAUAUCCGAGGAGGCGAGGCGAUACUGGAAGCUGGGGGAGGAGGCAGCGCCGGCGAUUGGAGCGUCCAAUCUGGCUGACUACGUGCCAGUGCUGAGAUGGGUCGAUUAUCAGGGAUUUAGCAAGAAGCUGGCGAGGUUCCAAAAUGAAAGGGAUGAAUUGAUGCAGAGACUGAUGGAUGGGCAUAGGAGCAAAAGCAAGGAGGAAGGGGUGGAGAAAAAGACUAUGAUGGGUGUGCUGCUAUCGCUGCAGGAGACGGAUCCCGAUUACUACACCGAUGAAGUGAUCAAAGCACUUGGUGCUGGUUUAUUAGCAGCAGGCACAGGUACUACAUCUGAGACAACUGAGUGGGCGAUGUCUCUCCUACUUAACAACCCAGGAGCAUUGAAGAAGAUGAGGGAUGAGAUGGACGCACAAGUAGGAAAUGAGCGCCUGCUUGAGGAAUCGGAUCUUUCCAAUCUUCCAUACCUCCAGUGUGUCAUCACCGAAACUCUUCGGAUGUACCCAACAGCUCCGCUUCUGUUGCCUCAUGAAUCAUCCCAAGAGUGUAGUGUGGGAGGUUUUCAUAUUCCACGUGGAAUGAUGCUACUGGUCAAUGCAUAUGCGGUUCACAGGGACCCCAAGGUGUGGGAGGAGCCUACAAAGUUCAUGCCAGAAAGAUUUGAGGGUGGGAAGGGGGAAGGGAAGUUGAUGAUCCCCUUUGGGAUGGGAAGGAGAAGGUGCCCAGGGGAAGGCCUUGGAAUGAGGGCGGUUGGCCUAGCAUUGGGAACUCUGAUCCAGUGCUUUGAGUGGGAAGGGAUUGGAAAGGAAGAGGUGGACAUGACAGCAGGAGGCUCGAGUCUAACUUUGGCCAAGGCUAUUCCUUUGGAGGCCCUGUAUCGCCCACGCCAAAGCAUGCUUGAUACUCUCACAAAACUCUGAAUCAGUUCUGCAUGAUUUGUAUGAUAAGCCAGGAGGAUCUCAUGAGAUCAGUUUCGUAGUAGUUUGACUCCGUGUGUAGCUCCUUCAAUAACCAGUGUUCAAUUUAACCAGAUGCAGAUCUAAUUUGUCAGAACACUUCUUUGGAUAUAGAUGCAACACAGUUCAUCUGGUUUGCCGAUA